AAGCUUUAGAGAACUGCACCAAAAACAGAAAGAUAUAUUGCAGGUGUUAAGCUGAAGUCAAUGUUUUAGUAUAAAGACUUCAGUCAAGCAACACCAUUGCUGUGACAGACAUUAGAUAUUCUGUGAUGAGAUUGAAUUAUCACAUUUAAAUCAUGGAUGCAAAAGAAAAUGACAUAGAGCCCCAAGACAUGAAUGAUUAUAAUCAGUCUUUGCGUAGGAUUGAUGGGUGUCCAAAAGAAGUCAUACAUCAACAGUCUUCCACAGAUUCUUCGUCAAAUCAGACAGUUCAGUGUCAGACCUGUUCACUGUGCUUUAGGGAAAAUGAACAGUUUGCCUUUGUUCAACAUAUGCUGAUCAAGCACCGUGGAGCUGUGUUUCCGUGCCCAAAAUGUGGGGAUGAUAUCAGCUGUUUGGCUGAUUAUGAUAAGCAUGGAAAGUGCUCUGCCACUCAUCGCCGCUUUCUCUGUGAUCUGUGUGACAUGACAUUCACACGCAAAGAUACUCGCAAUAGACACAAAACAAGAAAACAUGAUGAUUCUAGGACUAAGAAGACAAUAACAGCACUGUCGAUCAGUACUUUAAGGCUUGAACAUGAUUCGGAGAGCAUUCAAAAUGCAACAAGAAUGGAGUCAAAACGAGUACCUGUCAUCAAAGCACUGGCUUGGAGGCAUAACGAACCCAAAACUACCCUUAAUACAGUACCAGAAACUGAACUGAUAGAAGACAACUUAAUGAGUGGAGCUAAAAGUAGUGGAAGAAUUCCAAAAUUGAAGACCUCGAAGAUCAAUUUAGAUUCAACGAUGCUUGAUGUUCCAAAAAGUCAUGUGCAUGUAGAUUGUGCAGAACUCAAAUUUAGGGCAGAGAAUGAAGAGAAUGUUGACAACCAUACAGGUCCAGGUGACAUUGAUUCUGCAUUGAGGUCCUUACAUGACAUUUGUAGCUCCCUGGAGGGCUCAGGCUGUGACGUUCUGGUGGUGACGGCAGACUCCCAGCGCUGUCGAUGGUUUGGAACGCUGACAGGAAAGAGCUUUGCUAGUGAAAGGUCUCAAGUCCUGGAUCAUUUCUUUCAGUUUUGCAAUGAUCCUUGCAGAAUAAGUGUAUUGGAUGUUACAAAAAAUGUAAGCCUAAGAAAAGAUAAGAGGAAAAGUGUGGCUACUUCCAGCAAGAAACCUAAAAAAGUUAAAACAGUAGAUGCACAUAAGCAACAGGAAGAGGCUGUGGUAAUAUCGGAAGAAACAAUAUCAGGAGAAACACAAAGCUAUCAAUUUACCACUGAAAUUCAGGAUAUUGAAGGUAUGAACAACAUAGUAAAUGAUUAUGGCUAUGAAAUGAAACAAUUAAAUGUUAUGCACGAAAAUUUGACUGAUACAGAAGCCACAGACUUUGAAACUGCUGAUGCAGACGAUGAUUAUAUUGAUGGAACGAACUCUGAUUUUGAGGAUGAUAUUAAGACCAAUAAGAAGAGGACUAAACAACCAAAAAAGAAAACCCCAAUCAAUAAAAUUGGUACAGUAAAAGAAAGGGAGAAUGGCAGGGCAAACUUUUUACUCGGCAUAAUUGCUGAUUUACAGAAGUUUGAAAAUGGCGAUCUAACUAAUGUGGCUCGAGUUAUAAGGCAGAGGUUUAAAUCAGGGCAGUGUAAUGUCUAUACUGUGUCGGAUUUAGACAAGGGGAAUUACAAAUGCAGCAAAUGUGGGUAUAAUUUCUUGUGGCAGAAACAUUUGGACCUUCACCAACAUAAAUAUAAAGAUUGCCAGCCAGAUGAAAACUUUGGACCUUCAAGACAAAAUAUAUUAAAAGAGGAAAUCCAAUAUUGUCAUGAAGAAACUGGUGUUGUUGUCACAGCAACUCUGAUGGAUUUACUAAAGACUUCUAAGAAUGAUUGCAUCUGCAAAAUAUGUAAUAAGAAAAUGACUACGCCUUUUUCUCUGCAAAAACACAUUGUUUCCCACAAUAACAAUCCGGUUUUCAAGUGCAACAUAUGCAGACAAACAUUUACAACUGAUUUUUUAUUGUCUGCACACCUGAAGGACCAUUUCCUGAAGCCAUAUGAGUGCAUGAACUGUGAUUGGAGGUUUGACUGUGAGGAACUGUUGGCUAAACACCAGAGUGGUGUCACAUGUAACCUAGACAAUGCUGGAAUCAGAGAAUUAUUUGAAAACAGUUCAACUGUCCAAAAUGCAAACACGUUUCAGUAUAAAUGCCCAGUAUGCGCCAAGGUGAUGGAAAGUUUGCAGUUGCUUGGAGCACACGUCAAUAAACAGCAUCCGCAUGAGAAGUGCCAAUUUCAGUGUGAGAUUUGCAAUACAAUCGUCUAUGACGUUCACUGGUACACAAAGCAUAUGGAACAGCAUCAGAAGAAAACCUUCAAGUGCCCAUUCUGUGAUCGCGAAUUCAAAUCCAGGCAAAUUUGUUCGAACCAUUGCCGGGAUCACAAAACCAAGAUGAAGAUGUUGAUAUGCACUGUCUGUGGCAAGACUUUCAAUAUGAAGCGCAAACUGGAUGUUCAUAUGCGGAUUCACACUGGGGAAAGUCCGUUUGCCUGCAAAGUGGAGGGUUGCAACAAGGCAUUUCGAAGCGCACCAUUACUUGAGCAGCACAGUUGGACCCACAACUCUCAUUCCUUCAUAUGUGAUAUAUGUGGGCAGAGGUACAAGAAUCCCAAGCACCUCGGUCAUCAUCGGCUUAGUCACACCAUCCAGUGGCGCUACCAGUGUACCUUCUGUCCAGAGAAAUAUCACACGAUUUUCAAGUUCAAAGGUCAUCUUGUGCACAGCCACCCGGAGAAGAAAGAGGAAGCGGAGAAAAUCUGGGGAAUCAAGAUUUACCAGUGCCAGUUUUGUAACAAACUCUACCAUGACGGGGACAAGCUCAAGGAGCAUGAAAAUAGACACAGAGGUGUGAAGCCUUUUGAAUGCAGUAAGUGUGGGAAGUGCUUCGUCAGUCGAGAGAACCACCGGGUCCAUGUGGAAAAUCACUUGGGGUUGCGGGCAUUGAAAUGCAGCAUAUGUUCCAGACGCUUCAAGAAACAGGAGUUCUUGCAGUCCCACAUGAAGAGAGUGCAUUCAGUGCAAACAGAGACAGUGGACAGAACAUCUGAGCAUACAGAAGACGAAUCUCCGCUCAAUCUCACCAGACGAACAUCAUUUGAGAUAAUGGUGAAUGACAGUCUGCAACCCUUGCCAGCAGUGCCUUAUGUGCCUCGAAUGGAUACCAGUACAAUGGACGAAGAGAAAACAAUGUUUGUGGACACUAUUCAGAAUCAUAAAGACUUGAACAUGUUGUCUGUAGAGAAUGCAUCAACUGCACUUGCUGAUGUUUCAGCUGUUUGUGAUUUAGCAUGGAAUAGUUAAAGUUUCAAAAUUAGUUUAUAAUUAUUGUCCCCUACCGGUUUCACCAGAGGGGACUUAAGGUUUGCGCUCUGUCUGUCUGUCAGUCCGUCACACUUUUCUGGAUCCUGCGAUAACUUUUAAAGUUCUAAUAUUUGUUCAUGAAACUUGAAACAUGGAUAGAUGGCAAUAUGGACAUUAUGCACAUAUUUCAUUUUGUUCCUACGUCAAAAAUUCUGGUUGCUAUGGUAACAAAUACACUAGAAAUACUGCUGAAAAUGGUGUUUUUUCUGGAUCCUGCGAUAACUUUAAAAGUUCUUAAUAUAAUUUUUCAUGAAACUUGAAACAUGGAUAGAUGGCAAUAUGGACAUUAUGCACGUCAUUUAAUUUUGUUCCUACGUCACAAAUUAUGGUUGCUUUGGCAACAAAUAGACUAGAAAUACUGCUGAAAAUGGUGUUUUUUCUUGAUCCUGCAAUAACUUUAAAAGUUCUUAAGAUUUUUUCAUGAAACUUAAAACAUGGAUAGAUGGCAAUAUGGACAUAAUGCACGUCAUUUCAUUUUGUUCCUACGCCAAAAAUUCUGGUUGCUAUGGCAACAAAUAUAUAAAAAAAGUAUAAAAAAAUCUGACAAUGGGGAAAUUUCUGACAAUGUUGAAGCCGGUAGGGGACAUAUAUUGCUUGGCAAUAGUCUUGUUUAAUUUAUCAAUAGUUUUAUUUUCAAAUGUAAAUGUUUUAUAUUCUGCCAUCUUUCAGUAUAUUUCAUUAUAAUUGCAAGAUUCAGGUGUUUGGGUUAUUUUUAAUAAAUUGACCAUGAUUACUAUUUAACUGUUAAGGAAUAAUUCAUUAUGAAUUGUUACGUUACUUUAUUAAAAUAAUAUACACUAAA
Molecule: messenger RNA, 4215 nt
Organism: Dreissena polymorpha
Lineage: Eukaryota; Metazoa; Mollusca; Bivalvia; Myida; Dreissenidae
Product: zinc finger protein 184-like
Exons: 6
Coding region: 153-3353 (1066 amino acids)
Biological process (GO): regulation of DNA-templated transcription
Molecular function (GO): RNA polymerase II cis-regulatory region sequence-specific DNA binding; DNA-binding transcription factor activity, RNA polymerase II-specific
Source: RefSeq, a predicted model, not a curated record